Molecule: messenger RNA, 4086 nt
Organism: Talpa occidentalis (Iberian mole)
Lineage: Eukaryota; Metazoa; Chordata; Mammalia; Eulipotyphla; Talpidae
Gene: SLC4A2
Product: solute carrier family 4 member 2
Exons: 22
Coding region: 1-3729 (1242 amino acids)
Biological process (GO): monoatomic anion transport; bicarbonate transport; regulation of intracellular pH
Cellular component (GO): apical plasma membrane; basolateral plasma membrane; plasma membrane
Molecular function (GO): solute:inorganic anion antiporter activity; monoatomic anion transmembrane transporter activity
Source: RefSeq, a predicted model, not a curated record
AUGAGCAGCGGGCCCCGGCACCCCGCCGCGGGCGCAGAUUCCUUCCGAACUCCUGAGCCAGAGGGCUUGGGCCCCGGGACGCCUGGGUUCCCGGAGCAGGAGGAGGAUGAGCUUCACCGGACCCUGGGCGUGGAGCGCUUUGAGGAGAUCCUGCAGGAGGCCGGGUCUCGAGGCGGGGAGGAGCCAGGCCGCAGCUACGGAGAGGAAGACUUUGAAUACCACCGCCAGUCCUCCCACCACAUCCACCACCCUCUGUCUACCCACCUGCCUCCGGACACGCGCCGCCGCAAGACACCCCAGGGCCCGGGACGGAAGCCUAGAAGGCGCCCUGGAGCCUCCCCCCCUGGGGAGACCCCUACCAUUGAGGAGGGGGAGGAAGACGAGGAUGAGACCAGCGAGGCCGAGGGAGUCCGGGCACCCGCCCAGCCGACCCCUGCCUCGACACCCUCGUCGGUGCAGUUCUUUCUGCAGGAGGAUGAAGGUGCUGACCGGAAGGCGGAAAGGACCAGCCCGUCGCCCCCGCCCCCGCCGCCCCACCAGGAGGCAGCUCCUCGGGCCACCAAAGGAGCCCUGGCGGGAGCCCCAGUGGAAGAGGUGGUGGCUGUGGCCAGUGGCACUGCCGGAGGUGACGAUGGGGGUGCCUCGGCGCGCCCCCUGACCAAAGCCCAGCCCGGGCACCGCAGCUACAACCUGCAGGAGAGGCGGCGCAUCGGGAGCAUGACGGGGGUGGAGCAGGCCCUGCUGCCCCGCGUCCCCACAGAUGAGAGCGAGGCCCAGACGCUGGCCACGGCCGACCUGGACCUCAUGAAGAGUCACCGGUUUGAGGACGUCCCUGGGGUGCGGCGGCACCUGGUGCGGAAGAACGCCAAAGGGCCCUUGCAGAGUGGCCGGGAGGGGCGCGAGCCUGGCCCCACGCCCCGGGCCCGGCCUCGGGCCCCCCACAAGCCCCACGAGGUGUUUGUGGAGCUGAAUGAGCUGCUGCUGGACAAAAACCAGGAGCCGCAAUGGCGGGAAACGGCGCGCUGGAUCAAGUUUGAGGAGGACGUGGAGGAGGAGACGGAGCGCUGGGGGAAGCCGCACGUGGCCUCGCUGUCCUUCCGCAGCCUCCUGGAGCUCCGCCGGACGCUGGCCCACGGGGCUGUGCUCUUGGACCUGGACCAGCAGACUCUGCCCGGAGUGGCCCACCAGGUGGUGGAGCAGAUGGUCAUCUCCGACCAGAUCAAAGCCGAGGACAGAGCCAACGUGCUGCGGGCCCUGCUGCUGAAACACAGCCACCCAAGUGACGAGAAGGACUUCUCCUUCCCCCGCAACAUCUCGGCCGGCUCCCUGGGCUCCCUGCUGGGGCACCACCAUGGCCAGGGGCCCGAGAGCGACCCGCAUGUCACCGAGCCUCUCAUUGGCGGUGUGCCCGAGACCCGGCUGGAGAUGGAGCGAGAGCGCGAGCUGCCACCGCCCGCACCCCCAGCCGGCAUCACCCGCUCAAAGUCCAAGCACGAGCUGAAGCUGCUGGAGAAGAUCCCCGAGAACGCAGAGGCCACGGUGGUGCUUGUGGGCUGCGUGGAGUUCCUGUCCCGCCCCACUAUGGCCUUCGUGCGGCUGCGGGAGGCGGUGGAGCUGGACGCGGUGCUGGAGGUGCCGGUGCCCGUGCGCUUCCUCUUCCUGCUGCUGGGCCCGAGCAGCGCCAACAUGGACUACCACGAGAUCGGCCGCUCCAUCUCCACGCUCAUGUCCGACAAGCAAUUCCAUGAGGCGGCCUACCUGGCCGACGAGCGGGAGGACCUGCUGACGGCCAUCAACGCCUUCCUGGACUGCAGUGUGGUGCUGCCGCCCUCCGAGGUGCAGGGCGAGGAGCUGCUGCGCUCCGUCGCGCACUUCCAGCGCCAGAUGCUCAAGAAGCGGGAGGAGCAGGGCCGCCUGCUGCCCACAGGGGCUGGGCUGGAGCCCAAGUCGGCCCAAGAUAAGGCGCUCCUGCAGAUGGUAGAGGCAGCAGGGGCAGUGGAAGACGAUGAUCCCCUGCGGCGGACGGGCCGGCCCUUCGGGGGGCUGAUCCGAGAUGUGCAGCGCCGCUACCCCCACUACCUGAGCGACUUUCGGGACGCCCUCGACCCCCAGUGCCUGGCCGCUGUCAUCUUCAUCUAUUUUGCCGCUCUGUCUCCUGCCAUCACUUUUGGGGGGCUGCUGGGAGAGAAGACGCAGGACCUAAUUGGGGUGUCAGAGCUAAUCAUGUCCACGGCGAUCCAGGGCGUGAUCUUCUGCCUGCUGGGCGCCCAGCCGCUGCUGGUGAUCGGCUUCUCGGGGCCCCUGCUGGUCUUCGAGGAGGCCUUCUUCUCGUUCUGCAACAGCAACAACCUGGAGUACCUGGUGGGCCGUGUGUGGAUCGGCUUCUGGCUGGUGCUCCUCGCCCUGCUGAUGGUGGCUCUGGAGGGCAGCUUCCUGGUGCGCUUCGUGUCCCGCUUCACCCAGGAGAUCUUCGCCUUCCUCAUCUCCCUCAUCUUCAUCUACGAGACCUUCUACAAGCUGGUUAAGAUCUUCCAGGAGCACCCCCUCCACGGUUGUUCAGCGGUCAACACCUCUGAGGUGGAGAGCGGCGGCGGCAGCAGCGAGAACACCACAUGGGCUGGGACCGAGGCCAUGCCCGGCCUGCGCAACGGGAGCUGGGCCAGGCCCACUGGGCAGGGGAGGCCCCUGGACCAGCCCAACACCGCGCUGCUGUCCCUGGUGCUCAUGGCCGGCACCUUCUUCAUCGCCUUCUUCCUGCGCAAGUUCAAGAACAGCCGCUUCUUCCCUGGCCGUGUGCGGCGGGUGAUUGGGGACUUUGGGGUGCCCAUCGCGAUCCUCAUCAUGGUGCUCGUGGAUUACAGUAUUGAGGACACCUACACCCAGAAACUGAGUGUGCCCAGUGGGUUCUCGGUGACGGCCCCAGAAAAACGGGGCUGGGUCAUCAAUCCCCUGGGGGAGAACAGUGCCUUCCCCGUGUGGAUGAUGGUCGCCAGCUUGCUGCCCGCCAUUCUGGUCUUCAUCCUCAUCUUCAUGGAGACGCAGAUCACCACGCUGAUCAUCUCCAAGAAGGAGCGCAUGCUGCAGAAGGGCUCCGGCUUCCACCUGGACUUGCUGCUCAUUGUGGCCAUGGGUGGCAUCUGUGCCCUCUUCGGCCUGCCCUGGCUGGCAGCGGCCACCGUGCGCUCCGUCACUCAUGCCAACGCGCUCACUGUCAUGAGCAAGGCCGUGGCGCCCGGGGACAAGCCCAAGAUCCAGGAGGUCAAGGAGCAGCGGGUGACAGGACUGUUGGUUGCCCUGCUCGUGGGCCUCUCCAUGGUUAUCGGGGACCUGCUCCGGCAGAUCCCCCUUGCUGUGCUCUUCGGGAUUUUCCUGUACAUGGGCGUCACUUCCCUCAACGGGAUCCAGUUCUACGAGCGGCUGCACUUGCUGCUCAUGCCGGCCAAACACCACCCGGACGUCACCUAUGUUAAGAAGGUUCGGACCCUCCGGAUGCACCUGUUCACGGCCCUGCAGCUGCUCUGCCUGGCGCUGCUCUGGGCUGUCAUGUCCACAGCAGCCUCCCUGGCCUUCCCCUUCAUCCUCAUCCUCACAGUGCCGCUCCGCAUGGCGGUGCUCACCCGCAUCUUCACGGAGCGAGAGAUGAAAUGUCUGGAUGCGAACGAGGCGGAGCCGGUGUUCGACGAGCGAGAGGGCGUGGACGAGUACAACGAGAUGCCGAUGCCCGUGUAGCCGGAGGACGGACGGACAGAGGGAACAGGGGCUGGGGCGCCCUCCCCACCCCGCCCUCGUUUUUAUUUAAAUGAAUAAUUUAAAGCCCCUUACACUCUCCUCCCCACCCUGUAGUAAAGUGCUUCGGCCCCCACCCGACCCCGCCUUCUGUCUCUGUGGGGUGAGAGGGCACGAAUGGGAAAGUGGGGCUCCCGGGCUCCCGAUCCCAGAAACGAGCUGCGUGGUGGGGCAGGAAAGGGCCUUUAAUGCAAAACCCAAACGAGGAAGCCAAAGUGCAAAUCGUCCACCCCCCAUAGGGGAGCCAUCCUGAACCCCCUGUGGCCCCUCACCCCCCUUCAGGCCCCCAGCGGAGGCCCA